AUUUCAGAGCACAAAAGGACUCAAUCUUUUAAAAAAGGAUGUCUCUAAUGAAGGAGCGCAAACCCAAGAAACCUCAUUACAUUCCAAGACCUCCAGGUAAACCGUUUAAAUACAAGUGCUUCCAGUGUCCAUUUACCUGCAAUGAGAAAUCUCAUCUGUUCAACCACAUGAAGUAUGGACUCUGCAAAAAUUCUAUCACGCUCAUGACAGAGCAAGAUCGGGCUGUCAAAAGUCCUAAAACAAACUUGCUGGAGGCCAAGCCAGCAUCUCCUGAAGGGUUCGCCAAACCUAAUCCUGUUGUCACCAAUGUACUGACAGUCAUGGACUCAAAGGCUCAACCUGAUAUAACCAGAGAUGAGCUAAAAGAAAAUGUAGAAUUUAAAAACAAAGACGCAAUGUCUCAUGUCGAAAAGCCUCCAAACCAUAGGGAGCAUUCACUACCUUCACCAACUGGACACAGCCCAGUCAACAAGCCAGUAGUGAUUGACAGUGUUUUAAGACCUUCAGCUUUCAUCCCAGUUGGAGAGCACAGGUAUAUGAAGGGCAGCGAAGGCAGCCACAUACCAGAAAUUAUUCAAACCAUUGAUUCCAUCAAAGGAGUACAUAUGGCAAGAUCGGCUUUUCAGAGCAUCCCAACUACGUGGAAAUCAGUUGCUCCACCUGAGGUCAACCAGAAGGGAACAAUUCCACGAUACAUCCGCCCAAUGGUACAAGAUUAUACAACCCCGUUUUAUUCUGAUUCGGGCUUGCCUACUUUGUACCCUCCAUAUCUGUUUACAGGGAACCCUGCUGACUGUGACAAUCCCAUGCUCUCAGUCUACACUGCACCAGAGCAAAGACUCUACCGUCCCCAACCCAUUCAAAACUCAGGACUUUCUAUGCCAAAGCCAUUAAAUCCCUCUUUCGAUUACAGAUAUAUGUCACUCCAGCCAAACCCAUCAAUACCAUACGGUUAUUACCGGCCUUCAGAACAUUCCCUACUACAGUAUGCUUGGAGGCUGCCACAUGUGCCAAGCUUGUCCAAGGAACACACCCUUCAUACUAUAGACUCUCAAUCUUUUCCCUAUCAAAGCUCAAACCCACUACGUUUUUAUCCCAUGGACUCAAGUCAGAAACAACAUGAAAGCCAAAAAGACACAAUGCUGAGCCAAGCUAAGAUUGCAGAUCAAAAAAAUGAAGAUGGAAACUUAAAAAUGAGCCCUAGAGCUGGCAGUGCUGCCACAGGAUCCCCUGGCAGGCCAAGUCCAACCAACUUUACCCAGAACAGUCAAGUCUUCGAGGGCAUCUUUGAUCUUUCCAGCAAAUCUACCUCAACAGUUGGAACAAGUGACAGUUCAGAAGAGACUCUCACUGCUUUUAAGCCAGUAAGAAGAAGCACAGACUCCCAAACAUCACCGAUCAGAGGAAACUCUCCAUGCACUGGAAGUGAACUUGCCUUAUCCAACGCAAGCAGCUACUCAGCUGACCAUGAAUCAUCGUCAGAUUGUGAGGACGACUCCGGAAUUGCUCCUCUAAACCUCUCUAAGAGGCCAGAAACUGAGCCUAUUGAUAUCAUGGGGGAGCAGGACAUGCCUUUAAAUCUUUCCGUAAAAGACUCUAGCAAAAGGGACCGUUCAGUACCUCACAGUGAAGGUUCCUCAUCUCCAACAUACAGCCCCUUCUCUCCAAGUUACCUAAACAAAACCACCAAGGAGACCACCAACGCUUUAAGCGAGCAGUCGCUGAUCGAGAACUGUGACGAGCAAAAACAAUCCGCUGCAGUGGCACUUUGCCAGCUAGCCACAUACAGUCCAGGACCGGGAGCCCAAGCCAGCAAAGAGGACAUCUUGGAAAGCCAGACUGCUGCAAGAGUAUCAGGCGCUAAUCCCCCUGAUGUCCAAGAGGCAGAACACCAAGCUGAAACGAAGGGACAGAAACGGGUGAACCCAAAACAGGAAACAGGAAAGACUAAUGUUGUGAAUAAAAAAGCUAAAACUGCUGAUUCAGGUAGAGUGUUUACUCUAAGGAGACGGCAAAGAGUGUCCUAGACCAAAAUGUAUCAUGUGCAAAC
Nanorana parkeri is the source of this 2050-nucleotide messenger RNA. RefSeq names its product zinc finger protein 750 (gene ZNF750). Gene Ontology annotation, molecular function: RNA polymerase II cis-regulatory region sequence-specific DNA binding; promoter-specific chromatin binding; DNA-binding transcription activator activity, RNA polymerase II-specific. NCBI's taxonomy places the organism in Eukaryota, Metazoa, Chordata, Amphibia, Anura, Dicroglossidae. The record is from RefSeq and is a predicted model, not a curated record. Gene Ontology annotation, cellular component: nucleus. Gene Ontology annotation, biological process: positive regulation of transcription by RNA polymerase II; epidermis development. Bases 39 to 2027 code for a protein of 662 amino acids. The transcript is spliced from 2 exons.